Molecule: messenger RNA, 1258 nt
Organism: Motacilla alba alba
Lineage: Eukaryota; Metazoa; Chordata; Aves; Passeriformes; Motacillidae
Gene: TNFRSF4
Product: TNF receptor superfamily member 4
Exons: 7
Coding region: 31-936 (301 amino acids)
Biological process (GO): inflammatory response
Molecular function (GO): protein binding; tumor necrosis factor receptor activity
Source: RefSeq, a predicted model, not a curated record
GAGCCGUGAGGGAACGGCUCCCUGAAGAGGAUGGUGGGAAUGACACUUCCAAGGAUUCCCUGGAAUUUUCCCGCUCUCUGCUGGCUCCUGGCCGUGCCCAUUCUCGGUUCCCUGGGCUUGGAAUGCCAGGAGCACCAGUACAGCUUCCAUGAGAAAUGCUGCAGCGACUGCGCCCCCGGGGAGAGGAUGCGGAGUCGCUGCACGGCCUCUGCCGACACCGUGUGCUCGCCGUGCCAGGACGGAUAUUUCAGCUCCAAGCACCACCACGGCUUCUGCCAAAGCUGCACCAUCUGCAACGCCCGGAAGGGCAGCGUGGAGGUGAAGCCGUGCGAGAGGACCUCGGACAGGGUGUGCGCGUGCCAGGCGGGAUUCCAGCCCGCCGGGGGCACUCCCGUGGGAAGGGAGUGCUCCCGAUGUCCUGAAGGGACUUUCUCCAGAGGAGGGAACAAGAACUGCCAGCCUUGGACCAACUGCAGCAGUUUUGGGAAGAGCACGCUCCGAGCUGGCACGGGCACAGAGGAUGCCCGGUGCAGCAGCAGCCCCGGCAGUGCCGGCAGCCCUGGCCCGCUUCCCUCUCCCACGGAAUCCCCGGAAAACAGGGAGCCCUCUCCCACGGAAUCCCCGGAAAACAGGGAGCCCUUUCCCACGGAGCUCCCCGAGAACAGCUCCAGAGCAUCCAGCCCCGGGGACAUCCCCGCGGUCUGUCGGGAUCCCGGCGCUGCCACGGAGCCCGCGUGGGGCUCUUUAUCCCUGCUGCUGCUGUGCCUGCUGCUGCUGACGGUGAGUGGAAUUUCCAUCCUGCUCCUGAUCAUCCAGGCAGCCCAGAAGAAAAGCAGGAAUGGGCCUGGGAGGAGCACCCAGCACAAGGACGGGAGCUGCAGGAUUCCCAUCCAGGAGGAGCAGAUCGAUUCCAAUUCCAGCCUCACCAAAAACUGACUGCCGCCUCGGGCUGCUCCCUGCCCGUCUGAGCCGGCAUCUGGAGGAACUGGCACUAAUUAGGGCUGGGCUUGCUUAAUCAGGAGUUCAUCUGAGGCUGGUUUAACUCUGUGAUUUACUCAAGAUCUCCCUUUGGAAUUUGGGAGAAUUCCUGAGGGAAUUUUGUGUGGAUUUCUUUAUCUUUUAGGCAAAUCCUUGAGCUCCAAAAUCAGGAUUAAGUGGCAGAGCUGAGCUCUAAAAUCAGGAUCAAGCGGCAAAGCUGAGCUCUAAAAUUGGGAUUAAGUGGCAAAGCUGAGCUCUGAAACCAGGAUUAAGUGGCAAA